AUAGAUAUAAGCCUGAUGAUAUAAGACUGAUUUGAGUUGGGUGGUUUUUAGGUGGAAUAAAUGUAUCUUAGCUGCAAUACGUUAUACACCUGCUCUCGUAACAAUCGGUAUAAGUUACAGCGAUGUCUAUAUUCGUCGACAGUUUGUGCACUCAAGGAUAAUAGUCUUAGUAACCACGCAAGAUAUCUGGAUAGUAAUAUCCACUUAAGCUAUAAUGGCAUCGUCAAUAGCCCAUAUGCGACCUCUCGUCGUCUAUAUAGGUCUUUAAAGGCUAUUAGACAUGAUAGUCUGCUGAGGAAGGCUCCUGUAUCUAGGAGAACUAUUGCUUCAUUGAAUGAUGUAAACCAGAUCAGUCCUUUAUAUCGAUUUUUAACGCGUCUAAUUGAUGAAGGAGGGCACGUAGACUUAUCUUUGUUACAAAAGGUAUACGUUAUGGCAAUAGAAGCUCUGAAAGACGACAGCGAGUUUGCGUUGAAAUGUAUAUUCCUUGUUUUAAUCGCAUACACCGGCGAUGUCCCUGUGGACGUCGUCAAUCAAAUGUCGAAGGUUAUAGAUACAGUCAGGAGCACAACUAAGCCCGCUUUACAAUUGGAGAUGAUUAACAUUUUUUGCGCAAUGCGGAACUAUCACCCUCAAAUGCAUAGCCAACUGGAGCAUAGGCACAGAGCGUAUAUGGAAUACCUGGAUGAAAUGGGUCACUACAUACGAUUAAGCGUCCCUCAUGAAAUAGAGCCAACUCAAAUUGAUUCAUUGAGAGCAACAUUGGACUCAUUGAAUGUAAAGCACUAUGCCGGAAUAAGUGGGCACAUUUACAUGCCUAUAGUUAUACAGGAUAGCCAACUGGCCAUUGAAUUUGCAACACAAAGUGAUCUACAAUCUAUGUCUUUUGAAGCCCGGCAUCCGAUAAAAUUGAAAAUGCUCCUACUAGAACAAAUGGGCUGGCGUGUGACCUUGGUGAAAGAAGAACAAUGGAAUUCACUAGACACGGAUGACACACGAGAAAAGUACAUAUCGAAAUUACUUGCAUACAUGUAUAUGGAUGCGCAAUUCAUGUACAAGCCUGCCUGGGUUAAGCCCUACGUUCCCUAAUGGUGACAACGAC
Messenger RNA from Babesia bovis T2Bo, 1102 nucleotides. Its product is annotated as RAP domain family protein. The transcript has 5 exons. The record is from RefSeq and is a predicted model, not a curated record. The coding region runs from base 61 to 1089 and encodes 342 amino acids. NCBI's taxonomy places the organism in Eukaryota, Apicomplexa, Aconoidasida, Piroplasmida, Babesiidae.